GUUGUUGCUUAGUGCCACGUUGAUGGAGACCAGUGGGGACGUGGAAAUCUGUCUUGAGUCGGCAGCCGGGACCCGGUAGCCUCUUCUUCUGUUUUUACAACCGUUAAUCCUCCAGAGCAGAACCGAAACGGGGAACUUGAGCGCGCGGAGGCGGUUUGUGUUUGUCGUCAGUUUUAUGUGUGUUCACGUGAGAAGGAGAAAAGAAAAGGAAGGAUGAAACUCAAAGAGAUCAACCGCACAGCCAUCCAGAGCUGGAGUCCUGCGCAGCACCACCCCAUCUACCUUGCGACAGGAACAUCAGCCCAGCAGCUGGAUGCCUCCUUCAGCACCAGUGCCUCCCUGGAGUUUUUCCAGCUGGACUUGACUGAUCCGUCUCUGGACAUGAAGUCAUGUGGCAGCUUCUCCUCCUCUCACAGAUACCACAAACUGGUCUGGGGUCCGUACGGAAUGGACGGCGGAGCUCACCCGUCCGGCGUUCUCAUCGCAGGAGGCGAGAACGGCAACGUCAUCUUGUACGACCCCGCAAAGAUCAUGGCCGGACAGAGCGAUGUGAUCAUUGCUGAGAGCGAGAAGCACACGGGUCCGGUGAGAGCUCUCGACGUCAACCCGUUCCAGACAAACCUGGUUGCAUCAGGUGGGAAUGAGUCUGAAAUCUAUAUCUGGGAUAUGAAUAACUUCGGCUCUCCAAUGGCACCAGGACCCAAAACACAGCCUCUGGAGGACAUCAGCUGCGUGUCGUGGAACCGACAGGUCCAACACAUCCUGGCCUCUGCCAGCCCGAGUGGCCGGGCCUCAGUGUGGGACCUCCGCAAGAACGACCUCAUCAUUAAAGUCAGCGACCACAGCAACAGAAUGCAUUGCUCGGGGCUGGCCUGGAACCCAGAAGUUGCCACUCAGCUGGUCGUGGCCUCGGAGGACGACCGGCUGCCGGUCAUCCAGAUGUGGGACUUACGUUUUGCUACCUCUCCUCUGAAGAUUUUAGAGAAUCACACACGGGGUGUCCUGGCCAUCGCCUGGAGCUUGGCUGAUCCUGAGCUGCUGCUGAGCUGCGGGAAGGACAGCAGGAUCCUGUGCUGGAAUCCAAACACAGGAGAGGUGUUGUACGAGUUGCCCACCAGCAGUCAGUGGUGCUUUGACAUCCAGUGGUGCCCCAGGAACCCCGCGGUGCUGUCGGCUGCAGGCUUCGACGGACACAUUGAUAUCUACUCCAUCAUGGGAGGCAGCAACCAGGCGCAGAGCCAGAGACACGCCGACCAGAUCAGUACCUCGUUUGGGAACAUGGAUCCUUUUGGGACGGGGCAGACUUUGCCCCCGCUGCAGCUUCCCCAGACAACCGCCCCUCGAGCCACAGUCACCCCGCUGAAGAAGCCUCCGAAGUGGAUCCGCCGACCCGUCGGAGCCUCGUUCGCUUUUGGUGGGAAGCUGGUAUCUUUGGAGAACAUGAAGCCGAACCCUCAGCAGCCCACUGCUCACGUCGUUCACGUCAGCCAGGUCGUUACAGAAACAGCCUUCCUGCAGCGCUCGGAGCAGCUGCAGGCGACUCUGAGCGCCGGAGGCUUCGUGGAUUUCUGCCAGGAAAAGAUCGACGCGGCUGCAAAUGAGUUUGAAAAGACUCUGUGGUCCUUCCUGAAGGCUAAUUUUGAAAGUGACGUUCGCAGCAAAUACCUGGAACUUCUGGGGUACAACAAAGAGGAGCUAGCCUUAAAGAUUUCUGCAGCACUAGAGGAAAAACCUGCCGACCCUCCGCAGGUGGAGGCGCCUGCUCCUCCAGCCGUCCUGCAGCCUUUACCGGAGCUCAGCUUUGUGCCUCCUGCUGACACUCCUGAGGCAGCGUUCGACCUGAUCGCUGCUGCCAACCCUCACCAAGAAGCCACACUGGACCUGGACUCCACUCCCGAGGCAGCGUUCGACCUGAUCGCUGCUGCAAACCCUCAACCAGAAGCCACACUGGACCUGGACUCCACUCCCGAGGCAGCGUUCGACAUGAUCGCUGCUGCAAACCUUCAGCCAGACGCUGCACCAGAGCUCGACUCCACUCUUGACCCAGAGACCGAAGAGCCAGCAGCAGCAGAUCCUGAGGACGCAGCGACCAACGAACUGGAAGAAAAUGUGGACUUAGUUCUCCCUGAGGAAGAGGAGAUCCCCUUGGAGGAGGAGACAGUGGCGCCAGUGGAGGAGGAGGCCAGUCCUGCUGAGACUUUGGCUCCAGUUGAGCAGCCCACCGAGGCUCCAGAACCAGAACUUGCUCCAUCUCCGGCUCCAGCUCUGGUUCCGUCUCCUUCCCCUGCUCUUGUUCCGUCUCCGUCUCCAGCUCCAGCUAACGCAGGAGGAGUCAGUCUCAGCAUCAGUCAAGAUGUGGACGGGCUGAUCACUCAGGCUCUGCUGACCGGAGACUUUGAGGGGGCCGUGGAGCUCUGUCUCCAUGACAACCGGAUGGCAGACAGCAUCAUCCUGGCCAUCGCCGGAGGAGCCGAGCUCUUAGAGAAAACCCAGAAGAAGUAUUUCACCAAAACACACAGCAAGAUAACCAAGCUGAUCAGCGCCGUGGUGAUGAAGGACUGGCACGACGUCCUGAACACGUGCGAGCUGCAGAACUGGAAGGAGGCGCUGGCUGCCGUCAUGACCUACGCUCAGCCCGAGGAGUUCUCCUCCCUCUGUGAUGUCCUCGGGGACCGACUGGAGGCAGCAGAGGACGCCCAGCUGCAGGCUCAGGCCUGUCUGUGUUACAUCUGUGCCGGAAAUGUGGAGAAACUGGUGUCUUGCUGGACCAGAGCGCAGGACGGACGGUGUCCACUGUCUCUCCAGGACCUGGUGGAGAAGGUGGUGGUGCUGCGUCGGGCCGUGGAGCAGACUCAGCGCUCGGGUCCGGCUGCUAUCGGCGUCCUGCUGGCUGAGAAGAUGAGCCAGUACGCCAACCUGCUGGCCUCCCAGGGCAGCCUGUCCACCGCCAUCACCUACCUGCCUGACAACACCAACCAGGUUGCCGUGCAGCAGCUCCGGGAGCGUCUCCGUCGGGCUCUGGGGCAGCAGCCGGAGGCUCCGGCAGCUCCGGCACAAACCCAGAGAGCUCGGCCUCAUCAGCCCGGCCCGACUCAGGCUGCUCCCCGCCAUCCGUUCACCCCGAUCCAGCCCGUCAUGGUGCCUCAGCCCCCCGCGGCAGCUCCAGCACCCGUUCCUGCACCGGCUGCCUCGGCGCCAGCUCAGCCGCAGUAUUACCAGCCAGUGAGGGCUGCCUCCACUGUCACCUCCUGGAGUAACCAAACUCCCACAGCCCUCCCCACUGUCCCUCCUCCUCUUCAGGACCAGCAGGUGGAGCAGUCAAACCCGAUGUACGGGAUGCCUCCCGCCGGCUCAGCUGCUGCACCUCAACCCUCCUCCACUCCUGCUUACAUGUUCUCCCAUCAGUACCAGCCCUACCCCCAGGUCAGCCAGUACCCACCUGGAGCUGGUGGGGUGUCAGUCUAUCAGCCUCUUCAGUACUCCUCCUCUGCUGCUGCUCCUCCUCCUGCGGAGCCUCCUGGCUUCCUCUCUCAGUACACUCAGCCCGUCCCCUCUCAGCCGCCACCUCCGGUCUAUCCCGGACAGCCUCCUAUCAACCAGUGCCUGUCCUCCUCUGCUCCUCCUUACUUUCCAACCUCCUCCUCCUCCUCCUCCUCUUCCUCCUUCUCCGCUCCGCCGUCCUCCGGAGCAUCUUUCCAGCAUGGCGGUCCAGGAUCUCCUGUGUCGUACAUGCCUCCUCCUCCUCCUCCAGCAGGCGGAGUCUCAGGUACACAGCUUGAGUCCGACCCCGGGCUGAUCCCCGCCUCCCAGAGAACAGGACCUCAGAACGGCUGGAACGACCCUCCGGCUCUGAGCAGAGCGCUGAAGAAGAAGCCGGUGCAACAGACCUACACCCCUCCUGCCCCCAUCACCUCUCCCAUCAUGGCUCCACUGGGCGCCGACCCUCAGGCCCAGCCGGUGCCCUCGGGGGCCCCUCAGGCCAUGAUCCAGGGCCCACAUGGUGCCCAGGUCCCUUACUCAGGCAUGCAGCAGCAGCAGCAGCAGCAGCAGUUCUCCCCUCCACCCAUGAACCCUGCGAUGCCCAAGACCAGCAUGGAGGGAGCACCAGGAGCUCCGACAGGAGACGUUAUACAGCCUCUGCAGUCGAUCCCCGCUGAGAAGAUCAUGAAGAAGCCCAUCCCCGACGAGCACCAGGUCCUGAAGACCACCUUCGAGGGGCUGAUUCAGAAGUGCUUGGCUGUAGCUACCGACCCCCAAACUAAGAGGAAGCUCGACGACGCCAACAAACGUCUGGAGGCGCUCUACGACAAACUCAGAGAGCAGACGCUCUCUCCCGCCAUUGUCGGAGGUCUUCACAACAUAGCCCGGAGUAUAGAGUCCAGAUCCUACACGGAGGGCCUCAACAUCCACACCCACAUAGUCAGCAGCAGCAACUUCAGCGAGACGUCAGCCUUCAUGCCCGUUCUCAAGGUGGUGCUGACACAAGCCAACAAACUGGGAGUCUGACCGGGCAGAAAAAUCCCGAACUCCUCCGAGCCGUCGAUCGGUGGACGGGCGGAGAGGGACCGGUCGGGGGGGGGGGUCCAGCUCAUUUCACAGGAAGCCGCAUUUGACGAAGAACUCCGAGAUGUACGAAAAUCCUGUUAAAUUCUUCUACGUGCCAUUCAUCUUCUCUGACGCAACUCAAACACAAGCCAUGCUAUGAGUUGCACGCAGUGGUGAAAGUAAAUCCUGAGUGCAACAAAGAAAGGGCUCCAGACUCCACCGUAACAUACCGACAAGUUGAACCAAACAUGUGUUUUUAAUGUAAACUGGAAGUGGAUUCAUGUUUGAGAAUUUAAUGAAUAUGCAAGAAUUGCUUUGAAAAUCUCCAAACUGGUGAUCAGAAGUUUCAUCGUGUUGAAAGAACCUAAUUUAUAGAGCGGUGUUGAUCAGCAGUGACGACAAAGAACCAGGAGAUUCAGGAAUAUUAAGGGCAUUUGUCCGUACUCGUGUUGAGAUUAUCAAAAUAAAUGUAGUCAGUAAUGAGGCUGAUCUGACCCUGAUGUAAACAUCCAUCCUGAGUGAUCCGAUCCGAAAGAACGUAAGGCAGAACAUUUGCUGAAUUUUCAAGAAGGUCCAAAUAAUGAAGAAUUUGUCAGAGACCGCUUUUCACAAGGUUUAUAAAGUGUCUCCAAACUCUACAACUCACUAAAUUCUGCACUUUUUCAAGGGAGUCUGGGGACUUUGACCUUGGGUGACAACCAAGUGCCUAUACUGGUUACUGUUCAUUGUAUUCAUAACAUUUUACAUGUUUAGCAUCAAUAUAAUGUCUUCUUUCAUAAAUUGAGUGUAAAUGGUGAAAUCAGUGUAAACACAUGUUGGCAGGUAUGAUUCACUUUAGACAUAGAAGCAGAAUCACCUUCUUGUUUGAUAAUUUGACUAACUGACAAUUUUUAGAAGCAAACAAACAAAUUCAUGUUUUGCAUUUAUGCCAAAUUAACAAGAAGGUAUGAAUGACUGUGAAUUAGUUGAAGUCACUGAGGAAAGUUUGUUAAAUUUCUCCUUAUUCCUAAUAAUUCUUACAAUUACUCAAAUUGUAAAGGGAGGCUGGUAUAUGAAGUGUCUUACAUUGUUGUUGUAAGACACAAAAUUUAGCAUUUACACUUAAUAUUUGAGAGGUGGCAACAUUUAACAUCAAACAUAAUUAAUUAUAGGCUACUUCUCUGUCACCUGUGGAAAACGUCCCCAGACUCCCUUAAAAAAUUGCACAAUUUAGUGAGUUGUUGAGUUAUGAGGAACUUUAUGAAUGCUCUGAAACUCUGCUCUGACAAAUCCUGAACUAUCUGGGCCUUCUUGUAAAUUCGGCAAACAUGAUACAUGCAGUUUGUGUCUGUUAGUCCCAGUGAUGUACGGGGUUAUUUGGUCUACCAGGUGUGAACUUACAGACUCAGAUCUGUCCCCUUGUGAUCGAAUCCCUCAGGACGGAUGUUGAGAGCAGCUCUGAUGAGCCUCUAAUAGAAUCAAGCCAGUCUUAAUGAAUUAGGUUUUAAUAGCAGCAUGCGUUUUUUUGCUCCCGACUGCUUUAUCAUGCAAACAGCAAUCAUUUAAGAAAUAUAAGCUUGUUCAUCUUUAUAGUCUUUUAAUGUUUGUGCACUACAGCAACGCUCAGAUACGUUAUAAUCCACGAAUGUGUAGAAUUUUACAGAAUCUGGCUUUAUUUUGACUUAUAAAUGCAUCAUCGCCUGCAUGCAUUUCGCAGUAGACCUGCGAAUGAGGCUACAGAGAAACACAGUAACAAAAAGUUAGAUGAGAAUAUGAAUUAAUUCAAACACAGGCUUCCUCAUUUAAAGAAGCUUUAAUGUUCGGAGCUCAGUUUUACUUCAGCGUGCCUGUUGUGACGUCUGAUAGUUCUUUUUACUUUCACCACUGGUGUCACUACAUACAACACGUUGGACCAAGAUGAUACCAGUGUGUGGGAUACGUCCCAUCUGUGGAGGACGUUUGAUGUUGUUUUAUUUCUUUUUCUUUACUGUUUUUUUUUUGUUUGUAUUUUUCUCUUGUCUGUGUAAUCACGAGGCUCCAGCAGAGUGCAAUGGACUUUUGGAAAAAAAAGAGAGACUGUGCUUUUAUGAAUUUUAAAGUAUGCAUGCUUAAACAAACGCUAACAGUCUUCUUUAAUGGCAUUUGGGGUUAAUUAUGCGCUAAUUAAUCAGACCUCAGAGGGAGAGUGGAAGAAGACUUGUACUUGAUUUUCAUUCCAGCAGCGAUGAUGAUGAUGAAGAUGAUGAUGAUGAUGAUGAUGAUGAUGAUGGCUGUAGUCAGAGUGGUCAACCUCGCUUUAUGUUGUUAAUAAAGGAAAACAAGUCUUUGUUUUGGAUUGACUACAUGCAAUAUUUUCAAUAAAUAGUAUUUAUUUACAAUA
This is a messenger RNA of Acanthopagrus latus (yellowfin seabream), 6904 nucleotides long. It is a transcript of the gene sec31a, whose product is annotated as SEC31 homolog A, COPII coat complex component. The transcript has 28 exons. NCBI's taxonomy places the organism in Eukaryota, Metazoa, Chordata, Actinopteri, Spariformes, Sparidae. Gene Ontology annotation, cellular component: endoplasmic reticulum exit site; COPII vesicle coat. Gene Ontology annotation, molecular function: structural molecule activity; protein binding. Gene Ontology annotation, biological process: endoplasmic reticulum to Golgi vesicle-mediated transport; COPII-coated vesicle cargo loading; endoplasmic reticulum organization. The coding region runs from base 214 to 4506 and encodes 1430 amino acids. The record is from RefSeq and is a predicted model, not a curated record.